Messenger RNA from Anopheles darlingi, 2342 nucleotides. RefSeq names its product 1,4-alpha-glucan-branching enzyme (gene AGBE). Bases 121 to 2172 code for a protein of 683 amino acids. Gene Ontology annotation, molecular function: 1,4-alpha-glucan branching enzyme activity; hydrolase activity, hydrolyzing O-glycosyl compounds; cation binding. Gene Ontology annotation, cellular component: cytoplasm. NCBI's taxonomy places the organism in Eukaryota, Metazoa, Arthropoda, Insecta, Diptera, Culicidae. The record is from RefSeq and is a predicted model, not a curated record. Gene Ontology annotation, biological process: glycogen biosynthetic process. The transcript has 6 exons.
CGUCUGCGGCUGAGUAGAGCGGUUGGUUCUCCGGACGCUCGGUUACUGAGAUAGUUCAGCAACGUGCAAGUGCACUCGUGUGUGGUAUUCGAAACGUGAAACGUGAUACUCUGCCGCAGAAUGGCCAAGGAACCGCCGGCGAAUAUUGAGCAGCUUCUCGAGCUGGACCCGUAUCUGAAACUUCACGAAAAGGAAAUCCGGCGCAGAAACACGGAGUUCCGUGGAUGGAUCAAGCGUCUGAAUGAGCUGGAAGGUGGGCUGGAUGAGUUCACCCAAGGCUACAAACACUACGGAGUGCACAUCGCCCAGGAUAACAGCGUAGUCGCGCGCGAGUGGGCUCCGGGCGCUAAAGAGGUCUAUCUGACCGGAGAUUUCAAUAACUGGCAGUGGUUGGCGACACCGUACGCCAAGUUACCUUUCGGGAAGUGGGAACUUAAGAUCCCCCCCAAUCCGGACGGUUCCUGUGCGAUUAAGCAUCUGUCGGAGGUAAAGGUGAUCAUUCGGAAGCAGGAUGGUGCACUGGUCGAUCGUCUAUCUCCGUGGGCUACCUACGCCGUGGCACCACCGAAGGAGCUGGGUGUCAACUAUCAGCAACGGAUUUGGAAUCCUCCCCCCCACGAGAAGUAUAUGUUCCGUCACCGGAAACCUAAUCGUCCGCGCGCUUUACGAAUCUACGAAAGCCACGUCGGAAUUGCUACCGAAGAGUACGGUGUUGGUACCUACCGCAACUUCGCUGACAAUAUUGUCCCAAGGAUUGCAAAGCUCGGUUAUAAUACCAUUCAACUGCUCGGAAUUUUAGAGAAUACAUAUUACGCAUCAUUUGGUUAUCUUGUAACGAGCUUCUUUGCGGCAUCCAGCCGCUCCGGAACACCGGAUGACCUGAAAUACAUGAUCGACAAGGCGCACGAGCACGGAUUGUUCGUACUGCUCGAUGUGGUCCAUUCACAUGCCAGCAAGAACACGCAGGAUGGCUUGAACCAGUUCGACGGUACGGACGCUUGCUACUUCCACGAUGGUCCCCGGGGAUUGCACACACUCUGGGACAGUCGGCUGUUUAAUUACUCCGAGUACGAAGUCGUACGCUUUUUGCUAUCGAACUUGCGUUGGUGGCACGAUGAGUACAACUUUGAUGGUUAUCGGUUCGACGGUGUCACCUCGAUGCUGUACCACUCGCGUGGGAUUGGCGAAGGGUUUUCGGGUGAUUAUAACGAGUACUUUGGGUUAAACGUCGAUACGGAGGCGCUCGUGUAUCUGACCAUCGCGAACUACUUCUUGCACGAGCUCGAUCCGAACGUCAUCACGAUAGCGGAGGAUGUGAGCGGUAUGCCGACGCUCUGUCGCCCAACGCAGGAAGGUGGCGUUGGGUUCGACUAUCGCCUCGGAAUGGCCAUUCCGGAUAAGUGGAUUCAACUGCUGAAAACGAAGAGCGACGAAGAUUGGAACAUUGGCAAUAUCGUGCACACGCUGACCAACCGGCGCUGGAAGGAAAGCACGGUGGCCUAUGCGGAAUCGCACGAUCAGGCGCUCGUCGGCGACAAAACGAUCGCCUUCUGGUUGAUGGAUAAGGAGAUGUACACGCACAUGUCCGUCGUUUCGGACUCCAGCUUGAUCAUUGAUCGUGGAAUCGCACUGCACAAGAUGAUCCGACUGAUUACGCAUGCGCUGGGCGGUGAGGCGUAUCUUAACUUUAUGGGCAACGAAUUCGGUCACCCCGAGUGGCUGGAUUUCCCGCGUGUCGGUAACAACGAAUCGUACCACUAUGCCCGCCGCCAGUGGCAUCUGGUCGAUGAUCAGCUACUGAAGUACCGCUUCCUGAACGAGUUCGAUCGUGCGAUGCAGCAUACCGAGGAGCGGUACCACUGGUUGGAUUGUCUGCCGGCGUACGUUAGCUGCAAGCACGAGGACGACAAGGUGAUAGCGUUCGAGCGCAACAAUCUGCUGUUUGUGUUCAAUUUCCACAGCACCAAGAGCUUCACCGAUUACCGCAUCGGGGUCGAUCUGGCUGGUAAGUAUCGGGUGGUGCUUAGCACGGAUGAUGGUGCGUUCGGAGGGUUCGAUCGAAUCGAUAAAACCGUCGACCACACUACAUUCCCGGAGGGUUGGAACGGUAGGCGCAACUAUCUGCAGCUCUACAUACCCUGCCGAACUGCCUGUAUUCUGGCAGUACAGUGAAGAAAGAGAUAGAGAGGAAGCUGGUCAUGUGUUACAUUUGUUUUGUUUUUGUUGGAAUGUAAUGCUCCAUGUAUCCAAAUGCCAUAGUGUGGCCUAUUAUUUCGCUUAUAUAACAAGCUCAUAGAUCGGGUAUAUCAGCAAUAAAUGAUGAAUUUAGAGAAAUGGUUAAA